GCGGCCAUUGGACGGCGGUGACGACAAUCCUGGCCCGAGCUCCCGCCCACCGAGCGGAUCAAGUUUGAAUGAACAACAGCAGCCUAUUCUGGAGGUGGUAGUUGCAUUUGCAGUAAUUAUUAAAAGUGUGUAUCAUCUAACGGGUGCGCGCUGAUCGAGGAUGGACAUGAAGAGAAGAAUUCACCUAGAGUUGCGGAACCGCACUCCGUCAGACGUCAAAGAACUUGUUCUAGACAACUGUCGCUCAAACGAAGGAAAGAUCGAGGGUUUAACGGACGAGUUCGAGGAGUUGGAGUUCCUAAGUACAAUCAACGUUGGUCUGACGACAGUUGCCCACUUGCCCAAGUUAAAUAAACUCAAAAAGCUCGAGCUCAGCGACAACAGGAUCUCAGGAGGGUUGGAAGUUCUGGCAGAGAAGUGCCCCAACCUCACACAUCUCAACCUCAGCGGAAACAAGAUUAAAGACCUCAGCACAAUAGAACCAUUGAAAGAACUGGGGACCCUGAAAAGCCUAGAUCUGUUCAACUGCGAAGUGACAAACCUGAACGAAUACAGAGACAACGUGUUUAAGCUACUACCCCAGCUCACAUACCUGGACGGGUACGACAAAGGCGACAAAGAGGCGCCGGAUUCUGACGCUGAGGUCUACGCAGAGGGCUUGGAUGAUGAAGAGGAAGAUGAAGAUGAUGUAGAUGAAGAGGAGUAUGAUGAAGAUGCAGCUCCAGGAGAUGACGAGGAGGAUGAAGGCGAAGAAGAUGAAGAAGAGAAUGAAGAGGAGGAGGAGGACCUCAGUGGAGAGGAGGAAGAGGAGGAAGAUUUGAAUGACCGGGAGGUUGACGAUGACGAGGAUGAGGAAGAGGAGCGAGGUCAGAAGAGAAAAAGGGACUUGGACGAGGAAGGCGAGGAGGACGAGGACGAUUGAGAGUGCUCCCGAGUUGUGAACUGUUCUCAAACGUGUAUCUCCCAGUCACUUCCCAACAGCCCCACAUAUUUUUUUCCUCGGUUUCAUAUUGCAGUAGGAGUGGUUUUUGUUAUUGGCCAGUCAGGUAGACGGGGUGUCUGGAGAAACAAGUUAAACUUCUGUACCUUUGAUGCUCCCAUGUUUCAGUCUCUACUGUCCACUUUUAACCACUUUGUGGACACCAGUUUUGUAAUAUCAAAUAUAGCAAAGAUAAACCUUUUUAAGACUUGUGUUUGUUUCUCACUGUUUGUGUAAGACGAGUUUCUGAUGUAUUUUAAGAGCCCCUUCAAAUGAAAAAACAAAAUGAAUUAAAAAAAGAGUGCAUGUCUAAUACAUUUUAAAGUCAACUACUGGAUUCCAUGUAUUGCUGUCCUCUCCUCUCCUCUCCUUGUCUUAAACUUAUUUUUGCAUUGUACUUUGUUUGUUUUCUUUUUUUUUUAUGUAAGUUAUGUAUUUGUAGUGUCACCAGUAUGCCAAUACUCUGCUGUCCUGGUGUGGAACCUCUGUCUGAAUGUGCACAGUGUGACUCACACGGGGCAUAUUUUUGAAACCUAGCAGAAAAAUGUCUGCCCUUGUCAAAGCCGCUCCUCCUCCUUCAACCCUCAGCUUUGAUAGUUCGGAAAUUACGUGUUCUAUUGUAAAUAAUGACCAAAUCUAUUUUUUUGUAUUCUCUUUGAUGACGGCAGACAUUUAAACAGACGACUGAGGUGAAACUAUGAAUUGUAAUAAGAUAUUAAAUAUGUAUGCUGCUUUAUCUAAAAUACGCAGUGUGAAAUUUCUUGAAUUUGAAGAUAACUUUGUAUUCAUCAUCUUUCCAUGAAGAGAAAAGUUUGACAUCUGAGCUCGUUAUCGCUAUUUUUUCCACGUUCCUUUGUGACACACAGGUGGCAAUGUUUGAAUUUGUGGUGGUAGUGUAGAGAUGUACUCGGUAUACAAGGAGGGUACAAGCUCAACGUAUGUGCAUUUAAAAUUUAUUGUUUUGAAGUGUGAGCUAUGGUGAACAGCCAGUUACUGGACUCUGUCUCCACUAGUGCGCGCAGCGGUCAAAUCGGCCUUUACCUCAGUGAUUUUUCACUCUGUUCAGUCCACUGUCCUCAGCCAAAUUCGGUUUCUUUUCCCCCUCCCUUUCACUUCAAUAAAUCCCUUUUUAUAUA
This is a messenger RNA of Betta splendens (Siamese fighting fish), 2115 nucleotides long. RefSeq names its product acidic (leucine-rich) nuclear phosphoprotein 32 family, member A (gene anp32a). Lineage: Eukaryota; Metazoa; Chordata; Actinopteri; Anabantiformes; Osphronemidae. The record is from RefSeq and is a predicted model, not a curated record. Gene Ontology annotation, molecular function: histone binding. Gene Ontology annotation, biological process: regulation of apoptotic process. Bases 161 to 922 code for a protein of 253 amino acids. Gene Ontology annotation, cellular component: nucleus. The transcript has 7 exons.